Messenger RNA from Caenorhabditis remanei, 426 nucleotides. RefSeq lists its product as uncharacterized. Bases 1 to 426 code for a protein of 141 amino acids. Gene Ontology annotation, molecular function: NAD+ poly-ADP-ribosyltransferase activity. The transcript is spliced from 2 exons. The record is from RefSeq and is a predicted model, not a curated record. NCBI's taxonomy places the organism in Eukaryota, Metazoa, Nematoda, Chromadorea, Rhabditida, Rhabditidae.
AUGUUCUCAAGAGUCUCCGUCUCGGAUCCAGCUGCAGCUCGUGCCGCUAUUUCUUCGUGUAGCCGCCGAUUGUCAGCCAUCUGCUGUUGCUGGAUUUCCGCCGACGCCACCAUUUGUUCGCGGAACAUUCGCAGCGUUUCAGUGGAAACCGCGAAUCCAUUGGUUCUCUACGGAUCGGAAGUUGACGCCGACGAACAAGUUCAACAGAAUAAGAAGUUGUCAGUGUAUGCAGCGGGACGUCAUACACCAAAAGAAACAGUCGAUAUCAAUGGAAUUCCAGCAUUCAAAUGUGGAUUAGAGGAGAUUGAAGAGGAAACUCAACUGCUUUAUGAUGAAUAUGUCAUGUUCGAUCAGGAGAGAUUCAAGAUUAAGUAUGUUGUCGAGGUUAAGGUCGAGAAGAUGACGGCGGCGGAGAUGAUGGCGUGA